AUGGAGGCGGUGGAGCUGCAAACCGCCGACGUGAACGACGGCCUGGAGGAUGGCCAGGGCCAAGGCCAGGGCCAAGGGCCGCCGGGGGGCCUGGAGCAAGUCGAGGCCAUGCUCGUUGCAGAGUCUGAGGGGCGACAGAACCCAAUGGUUCUGGAGCUGUUGAAGGAUCUGCAAAAAUGUGCAGUGUAUACAGACGCGCCAAACCAUGAGACGAACCGUAAGCUUUGGGAUGCCUAUGCCCAGUCUUGGAGUUCGGACGUGGCGUGGGUGCAGCGCAUGUCAGGCCAUGUCUCCAGAGAAGCGGCUGCCUUGAAGUUCGUAGGAGAUGAGUGGUCGGAUGUUGAGUCUCUCGAUGCCGUGCUGAGUGACUGGCUCUACCCACACCUGGAAGAUGAGCAAAAGCUCAAGACGGUCGCCGAGGUUGGGAGCGGCGGCGGGCGCAUUGCCGCGAGGGUGGCUCCCAAGGUCGAGCGCUUGGUGUGCUUUGACGUGAGUGAGGGCAUGCUGGCACGUGCAAGUAGCAGAAUUGCUGAACUUGGGCAUCGACAUGUGGAGUUCCAGCUGGUUCAUGGUGGUGCACCUUACCCGGAGGAGUAUCAUACAUUUUUCGACUUUGUGUACUCCUUUGAUGUCUUCGUCCACAUGGACCUGCACCAGAUGAGACAAACCCUGCAUUGCGUCCGGGCCAUUUUGCGGCCAGGAGGCUUGUGCUUCAUCUCAUUCGCUAACUUGCUGGCACCUGACGGCUGGCAGCGAUUUGCCAAGCAACAGAAAUACAGUGUGGGAGGCUUCUACUUCGUCUCUCCAGAUAUAGUACGUUGCUUGUUGACACAUGCCGGCUUCAGCCUGGUGAGAAUGUCGAAGCCACAGGCAGGAAACACAUACUUAAAUCGGGAUCUGCUUGUGCUUGCCCGCAAAGCUUAG
This is a messenger RNA of Symbiodinium sp. CCMP2456, 924 nucleotides long. NCBI's taxonomy places the organism in Eukaryota, Dinophyceae, Suessiales, Symbiodiniaceae. The record is from the annotation of a GenBank genome assembly.